Molecule: messenger RNA, 1401 nt
Organism: Physella acuta
Lineage: Eukaryota; Metazoa; Mollusca; Gastropoda; Physidae
Product: heparan-sulfate 6-O-sulfotransferase 2-like
Cellular component (GO): membrane
Molecular function (GO): heparan sulfate 6-sulfotransferase activity
Source: RefSeq, a predicted model, not a curated record
AUGCUAUAUACAUGGCAGGAAUCAGAGCUAGACUCUGGAGAUAAACUGUUUAGUCUGAACAGCGAAAGGGAAGUCAGCAACAGAGAUACUAUAUUAGGGGAGACAACUCCGAAUGAUUCCAACAGCACUUACACAUUGACGUCCCCUACUCUCAAACCCGGUGUCUUUUUGCCAGAACAUUACGUGGAUUUAAAUGCCGAGUUGCAGAAAUCAGAUAUAGUUUACGAAGAAAAAACGCAAAAUCUGAUCAGAAUAACGGAAGUGAGUUAUAGUAAUACAUCAUUAACAGAGACAAAGGACAACAAGACUUAUACAGCGACUUCACCGAGUCUCAGCAGAGAAGCCGAGAUUGAAGAACGGAAGUUGAAUUUGAACGCCGAUGACGUCAUAAUUUUCCUGCACAUCCAAAAAACGGGCGGGCUGCAUUUCAAGAACAUGCUCAUCAAGUGGACGCUCGGCGUGCCAGGAUGCGCGUGCAUGAGGACUGGGAACGAGUGCACGUGUCGCACGUGGACUAACGUCACGUGGCUGGCAGCCUGGUUUAUGGACGGCUGGACGUGCGGGCUGCACGCGGAUUGGACGGAACUGACCGAGUGUGUGGACCCGUGGUUUAAGUCGGUAGAGCCUCAGAGGUCACAUCGGAACUACCACUACACUACCUACCUGCGUGAACCAGUUCAGCGGUUCAUCAGUGAGUGGCACCAUGUCAGGCUAGGUAACCUCUGGCCCAAAGAUUACCUGUGUAAUGGUAGGAAGGCAUCAUGGAGUGAACUGCCCAGGUGUGCUAGAGGUGGGGUGCUGAGGAACAUCUCUCUUGACGAGUUUGUGGCAUGCGACCAUAACCUUGGCUUUAACCGCAUGACCAGAAUGCUGGCUAACCUGUCUUUGGUCAACUGCUACAACAGAACUGGACUCUCCAAAGACUUCGUGGACAAGACUCUACUCAACAGCGCCAAGGAAAAUCUGCGGGCCAUGGAGUUCUUUGGCCUAACAGAGGAACAGGAAAAAUCUCAGUUUUUGUUUGAGGUCACGUUGGGUGUGUUGCUGGCCAAACGAACGUGGUUGAACUUGUAUACCAGAGCGUCAGAGAUCCAUAUCACGGAGGCAAUGCUGUCAGUCAUUAAACUACACAACCAGCUGGACAUUGAACUUUAUAACUUUGCUCGGGGAUUGUUUACACAAAGAGUGAUGGAAGCAGAGUUGAGGGUUGGUUGUAAUGCGAGUGUUUACUUUCAAAGAAGAUUUGGUGGCUUGUAAUUUUUUAUUUUUAUUUUUUUUUAUUUUUUAUUUUAGUGGUUAGAAUGACGCUGAAAGGUUCAGUCAGGGGUCUCCAAACUUUUCAGCCAGAGGGCCGGAUUAACUAUCAAAUGUACGUUCGGGGGCCAGAAUUUCUUCCAGGCA